This is a messenger RNA of Cordyceps militaris CM01, 2166 nucleotides long. Its product is annotated as Heterokaryon incompatibility Het-C. The transcript has 2 exons. Lineage: Eukaryota; Fungi; Ascomycota; Sordariomycetes; Hypocreales; Cordycipitaceae. Bases 1 to 2166 code for a protein of 721 amino acids. The record is from RefSeq and is a predicted model, not a curated record.
AUGACCAUGUCCAGCGCCAGCCGCGCGGCCCUGCUGCUGUUCCUGGUCCUCUGCUGCGCGACGAGCGUCUCGGCGUUUGGCGCCGGCUCCGUGGCCAACGGCAGCAGCUUCAAGGAGUUUGUCUGGCGCCACGGCGACAUUGUCGAGGUCCUGCGCUUCCUGCCCUCCAGCCUCGUCACCAAUGCCGGCUUCACCCAGCUGCAGCGGCGCCAAAUCUACUUUGGCAACUGGCUGCGCGACUUUUCCCAGGUCGUCGACGCCACCUGCCUGGAAAACAUCCCCGAGUCCAUCCUCCGCGCCAUCGUCUCCAUCAUGGCCAUGAUGGAGUUUGGCUACGCGACCGACGAGUUUGACGUCACGCGCGAGCGCCUGGGCUGCUACAGACACGUCGAGCACAUUGACAACCCGCGCGGCUACAACACCAACGCCCAGGAGAUUGACCCCCGGCUGCGCGGGCCCGUCGAGCCCGUCGAACUCGAGUUUGAUCCCGACACGGGCAUGAAAAACUACAUUGCCAACUCUGGUCACGCGUGGGAGACGGCGGCUGACUACGUCCGGGACCAGCUGAGCAAGUGCAUCGAGCUUGGCCGCCGUGGAAGGGAGGGCGACCACGCCGCACAAAAGGAAUCCUUCAUCCAUCUCGGAGCCGCGCUCCAUACUCUCGAGGAUUUUGCGGCACACAGCAACUACAUUGAGUUGUGUCUGCAUGAAUUUGGAGAGCAAGACGUCUUUGCGUUUGUUGGUGAUGCGUGCCGCGUGUCGCUGCCCGCACAUAUGAAAAGCGACCGCAAGGUGGCGCCUCUCGUCACAGGCACCUUUGGCAUGCUGGAUAUUUUCCACAGCCUGCUUGGCGAGGCCGACGACAUGGCUAUUCUGCAGUCGCAAGGGUCGCUCAACGAAGUGCAGACCCAUCUCGGCUAUGGCGCCAUGGCGUUUGAGCAGCUAUUCGAUGCCAUUGAGACUGGCAUAGCCUCGAUUCAAACCUUUUCGUCAGAAAACAAUUCCCUCAUCAGCCAACUCAAAACGGUGCACUUGAUACUGCAGAAACUCAAAACAGACACUCCCCCCACGUCGGAUGACGAGGACAGUAGCGAUAACACUUCUGACAAGUCUCCUGGCGAGGCCAAGAAGUCGAAGGACUCUGUGGAUCCCUCCAUCGUCUGGCAGGCUCUCGAACCGCUCUUCUUCUUCCAUGACAGAAUGAAGAAGUGGCUGAAGGAAGUGGGCUAUAGCGAUGACCAGGAAGCCAGUGGGAACACGAGCUCCGAAAUGAGCGACCUGACCAACCAACUAGUCUUUCGGGCCAUGCGCAUCGUCAUUGAAUCGUCCGUCAAGGAACUGCGGGCGACGCUCCGCGCAGCGAAGGCGCGCGUCGACAAGGAAGCCGCCUCGUCCGGCUCGGCCGCCGUCUACGACGAGGGCUCCUCCGACUCGGACCCGAGCCACUCGGAUCUAUCCAAAGACCACUUUUGCAACGUGCUCAACCGACCUGCGGGGCUCAUCGCGACCGUCACCACCAACUGGACGACGCAGGAAAUCGUCAAAUGCUGGGACAACAAGGACCUGGAUGCCGCCACGUCUAUUGACGCGAUUCUCACGAUCUUGCACCAUCCGGCCUUUGUCAAGGACAAGUCCCAAAUACAGGAAUACAUGUACAUGACGGUGGAGCACUGGUGGACGGAGCUGCCGGACGCGGAGCGCGAGCUGUUGCGGGAAAAGCUCACAAAGGAGAGCGUGCGACAGCGCGAGCACGAGGACCAUCACUUGCUGGUGCAGCCCAACGGUCGCCAAGGGCCGGCGCACUUUCCGGGGUCCAGGGCGGAAGUCGUGCAGGUGCCCCCCAGACGGUCGUUUCCGUUGGAGUGGGCACUCAAAGAAGUCGUGGCAGACUCGUUGUGGAUAUUUCAAACUGUGGUCAAAUACGUGUUGCUGCCGUUCAAGCUGAUCCGCCUGGCCAGAGACAAGGCUGCUGGGUUGUGGCGCAGAGAGUACACAGUCUAUGAUGAGCGCGGGGAGCUGCUGCAGGACAGCGCCGUCUGGAGGUUGAUCUGUGAAGCCAACGAGAUCGAUGUAUUGACCAAGGCGUGGUCAUCUUUUCUAUUCCCGCAUACUGAGUCAACAGUCGAGAAAACGGCCGUGUUUUUAGUGACUGGUAGCCAGCUGUGA